ACAAAAUUAAGAAAGCAGAACUGUGCUGAGAGACUGUGUUUUGCUUUGAACAGUAUCUGAUUUCUGGCACAAAAGGCCUUAAAAAAUGGAAGAUUUGAAAUAUAAUGAAGGGGAGCGCUUAGCUGCUGAUUACAUUGAAGGAAUUCUUCUGCCCACACCUACCUGUGACCUCUGGGAUCAGAUUUGGAACUUCCAAGCCAAGCCUGAUGAUUUGCUUGUUUCUACCUAUCCUAAAGCAGGAACAACCUGGACUCAAGAGAUAGUGGACUUAAUACAAAAUGAAGGUAAUGUUGACCACAGUCAACGAGCUCCUACUCAUGAACGAUUUCCUUUCAUCGAGUUGAUAAUCCCACCCUUAAUCAAUGGGUUGGAACAGGCUAAUAAUAUGCCCUCACCACGAACUCUGAAAACACAUCUUCCCAUCCAGUUGCUGCCACCAUCCUUCCUAGAGAAAAACUGUAAGAUAAUCUAUGUAGCUAGAAAUGCCAAGGACAAUAUGGUAUCUUAUUACCAUUUCCAGAGGAUGAAUAGAACACUUCCUCAUCCAGGAACUUGGGAAGAGUAUUUUGAGACUUUUAUGACUGGGAAAGUGUGCUGGGGAUCUUGGUAUGACCAUGUGAAAGGAUGGUGGAAAGCCAAAGACCAACACAACAUUCUCUACCUCUUCUAUGAGGAUAUGAAAAAGAAUCCAAAGCAUGAAAUCAAGAAGCUGGCAAAUUUUAUUGGAAAAGACUUGGAUGAUAAAACUCUAGAUAAAAUUGUCUAUCACACUGCCUUUGAUGUCAUGAAGAAGAAUCCAAUGGCAAACUACACAUCGAUGCCUACUGAAAUCAUGAACCAUUCUGUUUCUCCUUUUAUGAGAAAAGGGACAACUGGAGACUGGAAGAAUCACUUUACUGUGGCUCAGAAUGAGAUAUUUGAUGAGGAUUACAAAAAGAAAAUGGCUGACACGAAUCUAACUUUCCAAUUCUAACUCUAAUAAGAAGAAAACCUAAUGUUUUUUUUUUUUUGUUUUGGUUUUUGGGCCACA
Molecule: messenger RNA, 1030 nt
Organism: Suncus etruscus (white-toothed pygmy shrew)
Lineage: Eukaryota; Metazoa; Chordata; Mammalia; Eulipotyphla; Soricidae
Gene: SULT1C4
Product: sulfotransferase family 1C member 4
Exons: 7
Coding region: 86-973 (295 amino acids)
Biological process (GO): sulfation
Cellular component (GO): cytoplasm
Molecular function (GO): sulfotransferase activity
Source: RefSeq, a predicted model, not a curated record